GCCUCUCUCAGGUUUCUCUCUGAUGUUAUAUUCAAUGCCAAAAAACAUGGCGUCCGUUAAACAAGUUAUAUCAGAGAAACGAAAAUUUGUUGACGUCGGGAGUGAUUCGGAUAAUGAAACAGAAAUUCUAGAUACACAUUAUGGCUUUAACGAAACGCAAGAAAGCACUGUUUACACGAAGUUUGAGGUUAGGUGACGUUUGAGAAUGUAAAAUAUAUGAGAACAAAAUCAGAGGCACCACGAUUGUGUCCAUAUUUGGACAAGAUUAAUCGACAAUUUUUAGAUUUUGACUUUGAAAAAUUGUGCUCCGUGUCGCUGUCUAGGAUAAAUGUAUAUGCUUGUCUGGUUUGUGGCAAAUAUUUCCAAGGCAGAGGAACUAAUACUCAUGCUUAUACACACAGUGUAGCAGAGAGUCAUCAUGUCUUUCUUAAUUUACAUACAUUAAAAUUUUAUUGUUUACCAGAUAAUUAUGAAAUAGUUGAUUCAUCACUGGACGACAUUAAAUAUGUAUUAAAUCCAACUUUUGACAAAAUACAAAUAGUUCAACUAGAUAAGAGCGACAAGCAAUCCAGAGCAAUUGAUGGCUCUAUGUAUUCACCAGGAAUUGUGGGAAUGAAUAACAUAAAAGCAAAUGACUACUGCAAUGUCAUUUUACAAGCGCUUUCACAUGUUACACCUUUGAGAGAUUUCUUUUUAAGAGAAUCUAAUUAUUCUCAUGUGAGGAGACCACCUGGUGAUUCAUCCUAUCUUUUGGUACAAAGAUUUGGUGAACUCAUGCGUAAAUUGUGGAAUCCACGUAACUUUAAAGCCCAUGUAAGUCCUCAUGAGAUGUUGCAAGCAGUAGUUUUAUGGAGUAAAAAAAGAUUUCAGUUUACAGAGCAAGGCGAUCCGGUGGAUUUUUUAUCAUGGUUUUUAAAUGCUCUACAUUUGGCGUUAAAUGGUACAAAGAAGCGGGAUUCUAGCAUAAUUUAUAAAACUUUUUUGGGACAUAUGCGAAUAUAUACGCGAAAAAUACCGCCAUUGGAACUAGAAGAGAGCCAAAGAAGUGAACUGCUGCACACGGUCGAAUAUGGCGAAACUGUAACGGAAAGCCCUUUUUUAUAUCUUACUUGCGAUCUUCCUCCGCCUCCAUUAUUCAAAGAUCAGUUCACGGAAAACAUUAUCCCACAGGUAAACUUGUACACUCUCUUGAAUAAAUUUAAUGCCAUUACUGAGAAGGAGUAUAAGACGUAUAAGGAAAAUUUCAUGAAAAGAUUUGAAAUUACUGAACUGCCACCGUAUCUUAUACUUUAUAUAAAAAGAUUUACCAAAAAUACAUUUUUUGUCGAGAAAAAUCCAACAAUCGUCAAUUUCCCCGUUAAAAAUGUGGAUUUUGGAGAUAUUUUAACACCGGAAGUGAAAGCUAAGCAUCCAUAUACGACGUACGAUCUAGUAGCCAAUAUAGUACAUGAUGGUGAACCUGGUCAAGGAACAUACAGAGUUCAUAUUUUACACAGAGCCACUGGUCAGUGGUAUGAAUUGCAAGAUUUACAUGUUACUCAAAUUUUGCCCCAAAUGAUUACUCUCACUGAAGCAUAUAUACAGAUUUAUGAAUUAAGAAAAGACACGCAUAUGGAAAACGGAGACAAUAAGAAUAAAAAAACUAUGUGAUAUGUCCCAACUAAAAAUUUUGAAAGAUAAAAAUAAAAAUUUACAUUUUAUA
This is a messenger RNA of Linepithema humile (Argentine ant), 1702 nucleotides long. RefSeq names its product ubiquitin specific protease 39 (gene Usp39). Gene Ontology annotation, biological process: spliceosomal complex assembly; protein deubiquitination; mRNA processing. Gene Ontology annotation, molecular function: cysteine-type deubiquitinase activity; zinc ion binding. NCBI's taxonomy places the organism in Eukaryota, Metazoa, Arthropoda, Insecta, Hymenoptera, Formicidae. The record is from RefSeq and is a predicted model, not a curated record.